Molecule: messenger RNA, 860 nt
Organism: Uranotaenia lowii
Lineage: Eukaryota; Metazoa; Arthropoda; Insecta; Diptera; Culicidae
Exons: 4
Coding region: 1-738 (245 amino acids)
Source: RefSeq, a predicted model, not a curated record
AUGCGAACUGUCAAACAUUUUUCUCCACCACAGGGCCCGAAAAUAUUCUGCUCCGCCAACAAGAGCCAGCAACCUUGUCGCCAGCACGCGAAGCGUGAAUUUCGUUCGGUUAUAUCACCCUCGGAACCACAGAUUUCGCUUGGCGGCAGAGGCAAAAAGAAAAUCCGCCACCACCAAAAGCGGACACGAGGUGAUCGCUGGGGAAAAUUUAAACCAGCUAAAGAAAAAGGCCGUAAGAACUCUCUGGCAAAGGUGGGGGCGACGGAAGGCGACACGUAUCCACGUGAAAUCGUCUUCAACGAAUUCUACUUCUUGGUACGAGGGAACUCUCUUGUCAACUGGCAGCGCAAAUGGGACGAGGAUGAGGAUGGUCGGUGGCUCCACUCGAUUAUCCCAAAGGUAAGCCUUAAACCCUGGUUUAAUAGAUUGGACCUGAGUCGGGAUUUUAUUCGUAUAUUUUCCCGUCUCAUGUCCAAUCAUUGUUCCUUAGACGCGGUACUCUAUCGUUUUGACAUUGCUGGCAGCAAUUUGUGUAGUUGCGGCCAAGGUUACCAUGACAUCGAGCAUAUUGUUUGGUCGUGUGAGGUCCAUCUUGUCGCCAGAACGAAUUUAAUAGACUCCCUUAGGGCCCGAGGAAAACCACCUAAUGUUCCAGUGAGAGAUGUACUAGCUGUGCUAGAUUUGGACUAUAUGUUAGAAAUCUACCUUUUUCUAAAAGCUAUCGAUCUUCGUCUAUAAUUUCUUUUUUAUUUUCAUAUUUCCCUUUCUAUCUUCCUUUCUCCUCUCACAAAGUGUUAAGUUAAGAAAUCAAUUGUAAACAACCAAAAUCGAUUUUGGCUCCUUAAAGCCUGAAGGUAUGA